Messenger RNA from Microthlaspi erraticum, 684 nucleotides. NCBI's taxonomy places the organism in Eukaryota, Viridiplantae, Streptophyta, Magnoliopsida, Brassicales, Brassicaceae. The record is from the annotation of a GenBank genome assembly.
AUGGAGCAGGAGAGCAUUGACUUUGAGCAAGGAUGGGAAUAUAUACAGAGUGGUAUCACUAAGAAGAAACGCUAUUUGGAAGGACUUGGGCCGGCACUUGACCCUCAGGAAUAUAUAGAGCUUUACACGACUGUCUACAACUUGUGCGAUAGUUACUCACAGCAGCUUUAUGACAAGUAUCGUGAAGCAGUUGAGGAAUAUGUUAACUCAACAGUGUUGCCUGCGUUAAUGGACAAGGAUGACGAUGAAUAUAUGCUUCUGCAAGAACUUGUUAAAAGAUGGCCUAACCAUAAAAAGAUGGCUAAUUUCCUAUCCAGCGUCUUCCAUACUCUUGACAGGUACUUCGUUUCUCGGAGAUCACUCCCACUAGUGAAAGAAGUUGGCCUUACAAGCUUCCUUCCUAACAAUCUGCAACGCAAGGUCAAAGAAGCUGUGAUAACACUAGUUGAUAAAGAACGAGACGGAGAAGAUAUUGAUAGGGAGCUGGUGAAAAGCGUAGUUGAGUUUUACGUGGAGAUUGGAAUGGGAAAGAUGGAAAGAUACGAACAAGAUUUCGAGAGGUUCUUGCUUCAAGGUGCAUCGUCUUACUUUUCUCGCAAGGCAUCAAGGUGGAUUGAAGAAGAUUCUUACAAUGACUACAUUGUCAAGUCUGAAGAAUGUCUAGAGAAGGAGAAGGGAGAGUGA